Messenger RNA from Saccostrea echinata, 7100 nucleotides. RefSeq lists its product as uncharacterized. Gene Ontology annotation, biological process: detection of mechanical stimulus. The coding region runs from base 1 to 6204 and encodes 2067 amino acids. The record is from RefSeq and is a predicted model, not a curated record. Gene Ontology annotation, molecular function: calcium ion binding; protein binding; calcium channel activity. The transcript is spliced from 22 exons. Gene Ontology annotation, cellular component: membrane. NCBI's taxonomy places the organism in Eukaryota, Metazoa, Mollusca, Bivalvia, Ostreida, Ostreidae.
AUGAAAGCUUACUGUAACGAAACUAAGGCUGAUUUCCGCAAGGUUCCAUUUAACAUAACAAUUGAAAUGGAUGGCAGUGCUACAAUUGAAUUUGACCUUGAUUCAGGCAAGUUAGCUUACCAGGAGAACAGUACCAUGAUUACGGAAGAUAAUAGAAACAAAACGAGAGAUCAGAUUCAGAUAAACUAUACAGAAUAUGGAUUUAAGAUGCCGAAAUUUAUUGGACACAAUAACAAGUUCGCAGAAGAAAUUUACCUAGAUGAUUACAUUAUUGCAGAUUAUGACCUUGAAAAAGAGAUAGAACUGCAAACUAGUGCAGAAAAAAGGAACCAAACAGUGCCGUUACCUCCAGGAAACAUCAGCAUUUUGAUUGGGAUAUCUCCACAUUUGAAGAACAGCACUCGACCACUGAUAAACUGUUCCAUAAACACUGGAGAUGAAGUAAAACGUGUUGACUAUACCCAACUUCACAAUAUAACCAUAAAUCGCCCUUUAAUUGUUUACCAUACGUAUUACGAUCUUGGAAAUCAAACAAUCGAUGCUAAAUGUCAUAAUUUUAUCUCAAAUGUUGAUCUGCAUUUGGAUGUGAGGGUGAUAAAUGUUUGUUAUGGGGACGAAGGGAUAUUUGAUAGGCAGUUUUCUAUGCAGAGUAAAAAAAUGUCAGUAUUUGAUUCCAGUGAGGUGUAUAUUGCCAAUAGAAUGAGCAUUUUUUGUCCUGGGACAGACAUCACCUUUGGCUGGGAAAAUUGCUCAUCGUUAAUCGAAAGAGAAGGAGUGUGCAUGUUUAAUGCCAGUAUUCUCCCACUAGGAGCCUAUGAAUAUUUUGGACUAAUUGAAGGUAUUGACGGUCCAGCUUUUGCCUUGGAAGGAAAUAUAUUGACACCAGGCAGAAAUUAUACACUCUUAUUGACAGCUGUCAAACAAAAUGAGACCAAUAAACUUGCAAUCAGUGCUAACUGUACGAACUGGAAACCUGAGACAUAUCCUGUGUUGGCUUACCUAUUCGAAACAAUUACCAAGAGGAAAACCGCAUAUGGAGACAUCGAGGACAUCGUAAAUUAUCUUUACAAAGGAUACGAGGGUUCUAUACUUGAGACCCCAAUCCAAGUUGGGGAUUCUCAGUUUAACAGUAGUGUUACCUUUCGCGUCAGAGUGUAUAACGAACAUGAUGAUUAUUUCAAGGCAUUUGAGCAAACAUACUCUGUUUCAACACCAACUAAAUCCAUUCCGUAUGGUGGUCACGACAAAGAACCAGUUUUAAAUCUUUAUCAAGAAUUUAACAUGACGGUUGAGUUUAUUAGAAGAGGAGGCGAUGUCAUCCGUACAUUUCGUUACAUCGGCUCAAUUGCGUCUACUUUAUUACCUUACAAACAGAAUAUUUCUGUUACAACUGAGAAGGAGAUCCUGGAUGGAACAAAAACAUCAGUGACUUUUUACAAAGAUUCCGACGCUGAGAAAUUAUACAAGGAUAUUAUUCAUCAAAUGAUUGUAGUAUUAUCAGAGGAAGGCAAAACCUGCUCUAAGUGGACUUAUAAAAAAUUUAGCUUGACAGACAUCCACCAGAUCUUUAGUUCAAUUGACGCAGUGGUUAGAAAUCCAUCAUAUCUGUCUUUUGAAACACUAGAAAAAUUGAUAGUACUUGUAGAAGAUAUGAUAAGGUGCUUUACCAUCCGAAUUGAUGAAACGGAAAUCCCUUUUCCAAAUUACUACGUUCAUACUAUUGAAGAAAUCACAAAACAUAUUGUGCGAGUUGUCAACAUCAUUGUGGAUGUCAUGCUGCCAGAGAACCUGCAGGAUUUCAGCGAAGAACUAUCCCAAGAAAAUAUUUUGAAUGAACUAAAAACAAAGAAGUUCCGAUCCGAUAGACAGUUAGAGCUUAUCAACAGGAACUUAACAGAAGGAGAGCUGAAUGACCUAAUACAAAAAAGCUAUCUUAUCCUGCAAUUGAGAGAGCAUGAAAGAGAUAUACAAUCCAAACAGAUAAACAUGUCGGAAACGUAUUAUAAAAGAAUACAAGGCAUGUUGACACAUGUUCAAGCUACGCUACUUACUACUCUUGUCACUGGGGAAAAGAUGGAGUUCCACCAGCCAUACCUUAAGCUUAUAGUCCAAAAAACAACUUAUACUGAAUUUAAAAAAGCUAACGUGAACAAUACGAAACUUCAAAAGUAUAUUCUUGGUAUAACACAUGGGAACAGUUCAGUAAAUCUUAAUUCCAUCGUGGAAGUAAAGAUUAUUGUCUUUGGGAAGAAUCCUUUAAUAUUCGGGGAAAAUGCUAGCAGUUUGACAUCAGAUGUGUUCGUGUACGAUUUUGGAGAUGAAACUGUGAUGGACGUCAAAUUACGUAAUCGAGGAAAGCCCCAGCCUUACGAUUUUAGUCCUUUAUACAGUCCGAGUAUAGGCGAGUUGAUAACUCAUUUUUACUUUGACGUAAUGAAUGAUGAUGAUGCAAUCCUCAUUUACAUAAAACCUCACAAUUUUCUGGAAGACAUCUCCUCAGAAAGGCUCCUGUAUAGGCUGUUCAUAUCGCCAAAACCUUUUCCAACCACUACGUCAUUCAGGCCUGGCCGAGAUUAUCAAACCGAAACCGCUAUCAGAAAUUGGGACACUGAACUAGGAUAUAAAAUAUUUGUUCCUAAUGGUUUUUGUCUUAAAGGUGUCUGCUAUAUGGGUAUCAAACCUCUGAAAGAAACCAUGUCUUCCCGAACAAGGAGGGAGGCUGUUCAUGUCUUGUCCGCAAAUCGGUCAGUCUACAAUAAAAACAGCACCGUUGACCCUGUGGAUGCUAACUUCACAUUACAGGUCAUAACAACAGCAUGUAGGGCGUGGGACAAAACAUCAAAUACAUGGGAAUCAAAUCGUUGUGAGGUUCUUUCAAUGACAACGGUGGGCGAAACGGUAUGCCGCUGCACUGGGCACAUCUUUUCAACAACCUUCUACGUUCCACCCAACAUGAUAGACUUGUAUAAAGUAUGGGGAAAGUUUAAUCCAGCAAAUGCCUCGGUUUAUGGAGCAAUGAUUGCAGUUCUAGUUAUCUAUCUCCUAUUGGCUCUAAUUUUAAGACGAGAAGAUAAGAAAGAUAUUGAACGGUGGGCAAUCGCCUUCCUAUGUGACCAUGAUUCCGAGGACUGCUACUUCUAUAUGAUAACUGUGUAUACUGGACUGAGACGGCGGGCAGGGACAACUUCUAAUAUUCAUUUUGUACUCAGUGGAUCCGAAGACGAGAGCGGAAUACGUAUGUUAAGCGAUGGUGAAAGAAAGGGACUUCCUUCUGGUAGCAUCGUUACGUUUGUGUUUGGAACGAAACACAGUUUAGGUGACCUUGAGUACUUUAGAAUAUGGCAUGACUGUUCAGGGCAAGGACCUCGUCAGGACUGGUUCCUUAGUAAAAUAGAAAUAGAUGAUCUACAAACGAAUGAACGGUCUAUAUUCCUAUGUGAUAAUUGGCUAUCGUUAGAUCAGGAAGAUGGACUCAUUGAACGUGUUCUCCCCGUGUCGACAGUGGAAUCUUUGAUGGCCUUUAAAACUCUGGUUGCACAUCAAACACAACUAAAUAUCACCGAUCACCAUCUCUGGUUAUCACUUCUAUUUCGACCAAGAAAGAGUAGAUUUACUCGGGUACAGAGGCUUUCUUGCGUACUUGCGUUGCUUUUUUUAAGCAUGAUUUCCAAUGCAAUGUAUUACAAAUCUGCCGAAGAAGAAGCAACUUACGACUAUGUGCAGAUAGGGGUGUUCAGAUUGUCAGUUUCAGCACUAUUUGUAUCUUUGAUCGGAAUCGUUUUAACUACAUUUCCAAUACUAUUUUUAACAAUUCUCUUCCGAAACAGACGAUUAAAGGCCAAUAAAACUGAAACUGAAGCCAGUAAAGACAAGAAAGAGAUCUCUACAACUCAAUCGUUUAGAAUUCCGUCGAAAUAUAUCAAAGAACACGAAAAGUCCCUACCACACUGGAUACUUUACGUUGCCUGGAUGAUUCUGUCGGUGAUAGUUCUGGUCUCGGCGUUCUUCCUUUUGCUUUACAGUAUGGAAUGGGGAAAAGCCAAAUCUGAAGAAUGGCUCAUGUCCUUUUUCUUAUCCUUUUUUGAGUCGAUUUUGUUUGUGGACCCCAUUAAGGUCUUAUUUGUUGCGGUAUUAUUUGCCACCGUAUUCAAAGCUAUAAUUUACGAAAAGACUGCGGAGGUGGACAUAGAUCAGCUGAAGAAUUUUUCGACUCACUUUAAAAACUCGGAUAAGCAUCGAUUAGCAGCAUUUGCAAGUAACAUUCUGAGAGGACCAGAUCAACUGACCCAAGACGAACUUGAACAACUUAAAGCAAAAAGACAAGAAGAAAAGAGGGCAAAGAAGGCGUUGACUAAAUUAAUAAUAUUUGCAGUAUAUUUAUUUGGACUUUAUUCCAUAAGUUUUUUGGAGAGGGACUUCGAUUCAUUCCAUUAUAAAUCCAACAUAGAUAGCUUCCUUUAUUCAAGUGGCAACGAACAACUAGGAUUUUCUUCUAUAAAUCGAACAGAGGAUUACAUCAAUUGGCUGUAUAAAACAUUUAUACCUACUUUUUACCCAUUAACUAACUAUGCCGGUGACGAAUUAGGAGUGAUAGACCAACAACGGUUCAAGGACAGGGCAAGUAUCCGUAUUGGACCAGCUCAACUUCGUCAAUUAAGGACAGAGAGAGCCUCGUGUCCGUUUACACGAAUAACAUGGCCAUAUCCCUGCAUUCAUGAAUAUUCUGAUAAAUAUGCAGAUACUGCUGAGUACUGCUUUGAAUGGAAACCGUAUGACUCAAAAUGUGGAAAAGAGACAAACAGAAUUGGAACAUAUUAUACAGCAGGUGCUUGGAAAUACACUGAUGCUGAAAAUAUAUGGGGAAUAGCAAAAUCUGGAGAAUAUGGAACAUACGAUGGAGGAGGAUACAUCAUGCGCUUUACAAAAAAUUAUGAUCGUGCUAAAGAUUUAGUUAAGGAAAUAGUUGAAAAGAACUGGAUCGAUCGUAAUACUCGCGCUGUUUUCUUGGAAUUCACCUUAUAUAAUCCAAAUAGAAACCUCUUUAUUCACGCUAUAUAUUUAGCAGAAUUUAUAGAGAUUGGUGGAAUUAUGAAAUGGACUGAGACACAAGCAUUCCGUCCUAUAGUAUCUGCGGAUAUGGUUGGAAGUUUUACCAUCUUAUGCUACUUGAUUUUUCUUUCAUACCUUGUGAUAACAACCAUAAACGUCUUCUUCAAAGUAAAGGGACAUGGUUUCUUAAGUUUCAUCAAGCAGCCAUGGAACUUGGUAAUAAUACUUAAUAUUUUUCUCAGUUAUGCUUGUGUCGCAGUGUAUAUUGUAAGAGUGACAUUUGCCAAGCAGACUAUGAAGGAAUUUUACGACAACAAAUUAAGCUUAAAGAUAAAUGAUGAAUUUAUCAAUUUUAAUCAUAUCGUAAUUUGGGACAAUGUUUUUAAUGCAUUCUUUGCGAUCAUUGUUUUUUUGUCAACCAUCCAACUCCUGAAGAUUUUAGGAUACAAUAAGAGAUUCACACAGAUAAUAUCGGUUGUUGUCAAUGCCAAGGGAAACAUAGGAGGAUUUGGUUUUCUUUUUAUCCUCAUUUACAUUAUUUUUGCCACGUUAGGAACAUUGCUGUUUGGAGUGAAACUCAAAGAGUAUAAAGACUUUUUUAGUACUUGUGGUACUCUUGCGAACAGUUUCAUCGGGAAGAAUAAUGUAAAAUCAAUGGUUACUGCCGUCCCGACCUUUGCCGAACUCUUUUACUUUUCAUACAUGUUUUGUGUUAUUAUGACAUUGAUAACAAUUUUUGCUGCCAUUUUAAAUAAAAGCAUUAAUGAGGUCAAACAAACACUUAACAUGGAGUACGAAAAACUCGGAAUCAAACAUUUCAUCGGCAAAGUUAUCAAGGACUUAUUUGGAAUUAUCUUCAGAGAAAAAAAGGAGGACAGACAUGUCUCAGAACAAGCAAAUGUUCAUCAGACCCUGUUGCAAGAUGGUGCUGAAGCUUAUGGUUUCUUACAGUUAAUAAGCAGUUCUUUACACAGUUUGAUGAAGAAUGGGUCCAAUGAAGCCAAAUAUCAGACGAAUGCAGUGGAUUGUGAUGUUAACGAUGUUCAACAAAAGUCGAAGAAAAGAGAAUCAGAACGCAAGAAAACAUUGGAACAAAGUGUCUUUGCUCGCCCCAGAGAUGGUGAUUUCGACGCAAUGAGCUUUAAAUUCAUAUAGUGUUGAAUUUUGGUAUCUUUUUCGUUAAAUCUAAAUUGUUUUCUUACAGUCAGAUGCACAUGUUUUCUCAUUAAUAGACAUUUUUUUUAAUUCUAAAUCAACUAUAUUUUAUCUAUUUAUGAAAAAAUUGGGAAUAUAUGUUUUAUUCAGUGGCAUUUGAUAAAUGAGGAUUUAUGGUUUUAUAAAAUCACCUGGAUUUACGGAAAAUCUAUAAAGGAUGUGAUGAAUACAAAAGAAAAUGCUUUAUUUCUAAGAAUAAUAGAAUUUAAACUCAAAGCAUAUACUGUAGUACUAGUAUUCUUCGGUUAUGAUUAUAAGAAUAUGAACUUUAAUACUAUUUAUUGCCAUUGCAUGUUAUUCAGCAGAAAUUAGAAAGUUACAGAUAUUGAAAGUAUGUUAUUACUGAUGUGAUAAUAGAAAGUGUAUGAUUCAGAAAAAAACCCCAAAACUCUAUCAUUCUCUAUAGCCCAAUUAUUGGAACAGAUUUUUUUCAAUAAAGAAUGGAGGUACUCUUAAUAAUUUUAUACAAUGCCAGAUCUUUGUAAUAUUGACGCAUGGAUGAAAUUCAAGUUUAAACAUGUGCUUUAAAUAUCAUGUAACUUGCUGAAAACCACUCAUAUCUGAAGCUUAUGUUUACUUAAUCAUGUAAUGAAGAGUAUUGUAGCUUGAGUAAAUAGAUCAAUUUUUCGUCGUCUCGAAUUUUCUCUGAAAUUCAAUUAAGAUUAUCUAGGCCAAACUAAAAUGAUUAUGAACACAUUCAGCACUAAGAUUGCCUCCAUAUCACCAUAAACAGGCUGUUGAAAUAGUGUCACCCUUUAGAAAUACUUUACACAUCCGUGUAUGUAUUUGAAUUCUAAUCUCUCCUGAAUCAUUUUGUUUUACUUUCACAUUUAUAA